AUGAAUCAUUUAAAAAAAAGAUUAGGACCUUAAAAUGACUUAGAUCAUAUAUUACUUCCAUAGAUUUGUGACUAUAGAUCAUUAAGUAUAAAUAAAGAAACAAUUGUACAUCCUGAAGAAAAAGAAAGGAAAUAAGAUUAAAGAUAACAUGGUAUUCUGUAAUUCUCUUUUAUAAAUUCAAAUUACAGUCAUUCAGAAAGAUUUCGUACAAAACCAUAACAUAUGAUGAAUAUUGAAAGAAGGAAAAAGAUGUUAAAAUUAUAAUUAAUAAGGGUUUGUGAUUCUAUCAAACAUGUAUCUCAUCAUCGUAAACAUUAUGACACUUUGUAAGAAAUUCAUUUCAUCAAAUACAAAAAGAUAGCUUGA
Paramecium pentaurelia is the source of this 366-nucleotide messenger RNA. The record is from the annotation of a GenBank genome assembly. NCBI's taxonomy places the organism in Eukaryota, Ciliophora, Oligohymenophorea, Peniculida, Parameciidae.